Mytilus californianus (California mussel) is the source of this 3744-nucleotide messenger RNA. RefSeq lists its product as uncharacterized. NCBI's taxonomy places the organism in Eukaryota, Metazoa, Mollusca, Bivalvia, Mytilida, Mytilidae. The record is from RefSeq and is a predicted model, not a curated record. The transcript is spliced from 5 exons. Bases 595 to 1476 code for a protein of 293 amino acids. Gene Ontology annotation, molecular function: growth factor activity.
GAACUCUAGUUUAUCACUAUACCAGGUGACUGUUGUGAGACUAGUUUGUGUACGCUUAGCCUCGAAUAUGAAAUAUAUAAAAGUGAAAUCAAUUAGCGUCAUAAUUAGUGUUAUAUAAUGUGCAUUAUAAUUAAAAAUAUCGGAAGAACCUUAAAAGUAUAUCAGUUUGGAUUAAAUUACAACAAAAGUUUUUGAUUUUUAAAAGUUAAAAAAAAUCUCGACAAGAUGGAUAUAUCUUACUGCACAUGUUUUAAAAGUGGUAUUAGUUUAUAUCUAGUUCGUUUUGUAAUAUGUGAUACUUGUCUAAUGUAAUCAUUUGUGAAAUGUAACUGGGGAUUAAAUGUUUUCUUUGCGCAAAUUUUAUUUUCAGUUUAACAUGGAAGCCUACUUACAAACAUAGUUUUCAUUAUUUUUCGGAUAGAGAUUUUCAUAUAUUUUAUUAUUCGUAAUUUUAUCGCACCACUAUAUAGCAGUGAUUACUGUGGAAUAAUUACCGUAUGUUUUCCAUGAAAGUAAACCCCUAUAGAUGGCCAAGUGACUUCUUAAGCAUCUUAACAUGGCCAAAAGCUUCCGAUACCGGGGUCUUGACGCAUUAUGAGGAAAAGUGCUACAGGAUUUAGCUAUCGAUGCAGGUUGACUACUCUGCUGCUCAUUUUACAAGUGUAUAUUGUUGACGCUUCUAAGAUUUCUACAAAAUUUAAACCCGAUCUAGGUUUACAAGAAAGCACCUUUCCAAAGAUAACAGACAGUCGUUUCGUAUUUGCUACAGACUUUAAACCAAACUUAUACAUUGAUGAAAACCCGAUUCCCGACAAAGAGAAUCAAGAACCAAGUCGAAGAAGGCGAUAUUGGAUCGAAUCUCGUUGUAGUGAGAUGUUCGUCCGAAUCAGACCAGGAACAAGGCGUAAUUCUAUUGAUGCAUCAGGCAAAAAGACGCCACCUGGGCGUUAUACAUCAAUAAUCAUGGAAUCUAUAGGUCGUAACGGACUAGUAAGAUUGCAAGGUGAAGAUAGUCUUAUGUACUUAUGUUUCAACAAUAAAGGAAGAUUAAGAGCACGGCAUCAUCCACUUGAUAGUUGUAAUCUUGUUUACAACAUUACACAUGACAAAUAUUAUCAGUUCCGUUUAGCGGACGAAGAUCAUAAAUGGUUCAUAGGAUUCAAGAAGAAAAAGUUAAGAAAUUCUGUUCGAGGUAAAGCAUUACCAGGCUAUAAAAAGAAGCCAAACACUCGUUUAGAAAGGUGCUAUGACUUCACUUUAAUAGCGAUAGAUCAACAUAAUACAACGCCGUCACCGUAUAGUCCAGUAAAUUUUCAUGAAUAUAGUGAUAAUUGGGACCCACAAAAGAAAUUUCAUAAAUUAAGACGUAUGAAAAAAUAUAAAGGAAUGUUAAGAAAAGGACAUAGAAAAAUGGACAGACGGCGGCAGAAAAAGAAAAGACAAAAAUCGAAGAAGCGAAAACCACCUGGUAGAUGAAUAUAGAAAACUUAGCAUUGUUUUCAAUUAUUUAACAUAUGCAUUCCGAAUGAGAUCGAGCUGUGAUGGGAUAGAGGCUGUGAUUUGUGUAGCACGUGACAGAAGAUAAUUCUGGUAAAUCAUUCGAAUGCAACUCUACGGGCUUUCAUUUAUUUGUAAAAUGAGCAGUGACAGAGGGACUGUUACGGAGGUUAAUUUAUUCAUAACGGAUGGAAACUUCGUAUUCGUGUAAUCUUACAAUGAAUUUAACCUUUUUCGUUUACGACACGAGAUUAUAGCUUUAUGCAUGAACACAUAAGUAAAUGUAUAGUGUUGUACAAACUAGGAUGACUACCUCCUACGUAAAUAUUGACCAUUAAGGCAUUGUAAAAUAUAAGAAAUCCUUGAGCAAAAACCAAUAAAUUUCCAGAGACCUAAAAUGUGCAUUUAUUACCAGUGAAACAUUGGUCGGAAACACGGGUAAAAUUACGCAUUACGUAUGCAAUCACACUAUAGAGAGACCAUAGCAUUGCUAUUACAGAUCUCCGAAACAAUGACUAAUGUGUCUUUUGUCUGAUAAAUAGAAUUAAGUUUCGAAACUAAGGUUUCCAUGAUUUCGAUUUUCUUCACUUUCAUAUUUAUGGGUCGACCUAAUAUUUUUCAAUAGCAAUAUGAGAGUGGAAGGUUUUUUUUAUGCUGAACUAAUGUAAUGACGUAAAAAAGAUAUCUAAAUCCACUGUUUCGGAGAUCGCGUCAUCUAUUGUUUUUACACACCUUCUUGUGAUAUUUUUUAAGUAAUUUUUUGUUAAACGAACAUAUAUAGUGUAAUAAAUGUUGUCAUACAUAGCUAAUCUGCAUAGCAGUAUGUUCUAUCCUAAUUUUGUCUUAUGCCUGUAUAUUACGUCAUAAUAUUAUUAUUACAUUACACAUUCCAAUUCAGGUAUUUCAUCUAUAUCAUACAAUAAAUACAUGAUAAAUAUGUGACUGUUUUCUUCUGCAAUAAAUUAUUAUUAUUUAAAAUUCCGAUAUUUUUGCAGGAGUAUGUGCGAUAGGACAUUAUUUGUGCACAAAAAAUUUAAAAAAAAGGACUUAUGUUAUCUUUUGCUCGGUUGAUAUGUGUGCAAGUAAAAAUACAGUAGCUUUUUGGGAAAUGUAGUUAAAUGUGAGUCUAUUAGCCGGACAAAAUGCAUCUUUGAAACACAUUUAUCAAAUAUAAACAAAGUGCUAACCAACUUAAUCUUUACAACUGAUAUCAGCCUGGAAAACUAUGUUUUAGUUUAGUUUGUAUUCUUGUAUUUUCAAAUAAAAACCUUCAUGACGUCAUUACUAAAACAAGUUAUAACAUUGAUAUAGUUUAACAGUAUAUCCUUAUUUAUUUCCUGCUAAUAUAGUGUAUCAAAUAAGUGACUUGUCGCAUAUACUCCUUAGUAGUACUAUGAAAAAAGUAAACGAAUACGAGCUAUGAGUUCUGUAAUUUUAUAUCUAGUCAUGAACAUGGCAUUUUGUUUCAUUACAUGCAUGCCUUCUUUCAAAAGUGAAUUGCAUGAAAUAAUUUUUUUCACUUCUUUGUAGCAAUAGCGAUAAAGAAAUUUUCUUUCCUUUUCACAAAUCAACAUCAUUCUUUUGCUAGAUUAAAAUAUAAUAAUAUUUUCAGUGUUCAGUACAAAUGUAAAAUUUUCCUUUAAAACCGGUUGAGGUUUUUCAAGAUAAUUCGCAAAACUAAACAAAUCAAUGCAAAAAAAAAAUAUAAUUCUCAAUUGAAUAUGUGGCCGUCGCCACAUAAAGUUAACCCACAAUGUGUUCAACAAAAUUGAAUAAUAUUUUAAAAAAUGAAGCUUUUAGGUAUUUUCAGUUACUAUUAAAAAACACAAAAAUUUAAUUGACUUGCAUUAACAAAAACAUAUUGUACAAUAAUUUUUCGUAUAAUUUUUCUCCUAAUUAAAAUCAUACUGUAAUCAAAUUAUUACACGAGACGGUAAGAUUUGAAAUCAAAACCAUAUUUUAAUAGAGAACUCUAGGCAUGUGUAUAAUGCGGAUUUUUUUCCUUUCCGACUUUGGUUUGACCUUUACUGGAAGAACUUGGCCAGUAAAGAUAUUAUGAUGGUGCCUAUAUAUGCUUUAUUGUUAUUGUUUUGUAUGUAAAUAUUGACUGUAGUAUAUUGUUAUAUAUGCCAAAGAUAUAUUUAUUAUUAAAUAUUGCAAUUUUUUGUUAUAAAUGUCCCAUCAAAUUUGUAUUUAUGCACAUAGUGCAGUAGAUACAAUCGCAGAAAUAAAAAAAUAUAAAUAUUA